UUAGUCCCUCCCGUGUUCCGUGUUUUCCGUCUUGUGUUUUUUCAGUUUAGGGUUGUGUUGGUUUGUACUCUGUGUUUCCUAGCCCUGAGUUUUCCCUAACCUUGGUUAGAGCCAGCUUCCCUGUUUGCCUACGUGUAUAUUUAUUUUGUUUACUCAAGUAUCUCCGUGUUGGCUCUAUGACCCUGAACUGCUUUAACAACUCUGAUUUUGGAUUUGCCCCUAUUAAAUCUCGUUCUUUUCGGCACGUGUCCACCUCCUUAUCGCUCAUUGUUACAGAAUAAACAGCCAAACCAGGACUCAGCGAGAGUGCGAGACUCUAGGAGGUGGUUUCGCUGGGACAAAACUGGCUGUUUCCACACAGUUCGAUUUUGUUACGUCUCUGCUUCACCAAACCAGAGACAGCAAAACGCCUGGCGCUGCGGGUACAUGGGCAUCUCAUCAUUCCUGGAAGAAGCAGAAUUCCAUAAAUCUUGAUAACGACGAGAUCCCAGGUAAGCGCCAAGAGUCUACCUGUCUUGACUAAUGCUGCAGCGGGGAGCGGCAAGCAGCGCAAGACGUGAGUAGGUGGAGUGAAUGCGCAGAUAACCCGUUUCUAGGCACUCGGUUGGUGCUCAAGCGCAAAUGUGAGCUCCCCAUAGCCCAUGUGCGCUCUGAGAACUGCCUAGAGGGUUCUGUAUCUGUGUGUUCCUCCAGGGUCAGCCCACCAGUGUCUUUGGCAAUCCCGCAAGCCACCCAGUAUGACCCUGUUUCCGGCGUGAGACACCGCACGUCCUGAUCCUGGUCCUGUUCCCAGCAUGAGAGACGCUGCCCAUCCUGAUCCUUGAAUCAGAUGUAGUUUACCAAAUAUUUUUAAAUCCUUAGCAUUUUAGGAAAUCAGAACCAGAAGCUCCAGAAUCCAUGGUCCUCCAACAUGGUUUCCUCUCAGGAAGUCACCUAACAGGUAUUCUGUAGGGUUUGCGGCAACUGAAAAAGCUUGAUUAUAUGAUCUGAGUAAAUAUAUUGUAGAUCUCAAUGAAUGCUUUGUAUCAUUGUUCUGCUGAAUGUUGCGUAUAAUAUCAGACAUCUACCACCAUACUUCACAAUGUGAAAAGCUUAGGUUUUUAUAUGCGUGACCAUCCCUCUUUCAUUUUCCCAGGUCAGCUCAUGAUGUUUGUGGCUUGAAAGCCCUCAUCUGACAAGUCAUUGCUCUAAUAUUUAGCUUUUAGUUUGCAUAGAAAGUUAAUGACUAAACUUUAAAUGCCUCUGGCAAACAUUUGCAACAUUUGUCAGCAUCAAGGCUGAAUCGGCUGUUUUAAGAAGCAGAGUUAUCUGGGUAAGGGUCAAAUUGUCUUGUUAAAUAACUCCUUGAGCCUGUUAACACCGUCAUAAAUAUGCAGUCAAUAGUAACUUUCAAACUGUUAUUGCAGGUUUCUUUGACCUAGUUUUGGACUAAAAUGUAAUGUCUGGUGAUUUACCUUUUUUGCAGUACUUGGGUAGGAUGCUGUUUUUAUCCGUUUCUUGUGAUUGUGGACCAAAUCAAAAGGAUUUCCAUUUUGUGUUAAUGCUCCAUCAAUGUCUAGUUCUGAAGUGGAUAUUUGUUAAUGGUCCAAUCUGAGUGUCAACAGAACUAAAGUAGCGUGUGAGGCUUGUAUGAACUGGUGAUGCCACAAAGGAUGCCACUAUACCACUAGAUCAGCUGCCUGAGGCCACCAUGCCACUAGAGAUUGCUCCGGCCCCUGGCAUGGAAGAUGCCCCACCCAGCGGUGAGUCUAUUCUGGUUACCGGCAUUGAGGGCACCAUACAGCCCAUUCCUGAGGCCGCAGCUAGGGGCAAGACUGUGGCUCUUAAGGCCACCCAGUUGGCCUCUCAGUCAGCCACAGUGUUCUUACCCUGUAGCAAUCCUAUCCCAGUGGCUGUCUCCAUGUCCACCAGCAUAUCCAUGCCUACUCCAGCAGCAGCUGCACCUCUGGACCUACAGCCAAUUUCUCUUCCCGGCCUGGAAAACUCCAGCCUCCCAGUUUCUGUUCCCAUCACGGAAGAUGCCACAAUGCCAGUUCCUGUUCCCGGCAUUGUGGACACCAUUCAACCAGUUCCGGUUCCUGUGCCUCCAGACCCCAGGAUGAAACUCAUGGGCCAGCCUCCAGAUCCCACCGCUGUGCCUCCAGUCCUGCCAGAUCCACCACCAGCUGCAGCCCUGCUUCCGGACCUCUCAGACUCACCUACUGCAGCAAUGCCUCUGGACCUGCCAUACCCACUGCCAGCCGCAGCCAUGCCUCCAUAUCUGCCGGAUAUUCCUUUGGCUGUCAUGCUCUUUUCUCUUCGCUUCUUGCUGGGUUACACUAUCCCUGUCAGCAUACGCAAGUAUUGUCGUGUUUUUGCUUUAGCGUCAUAUGUCUGUCUGUAACUCUCUAGUCUUCCCUUUAGUUCUGUUUCCUGUUACCUGUAUUUUCUGUUUUAGUAUAAUUUAAUUUGUCUACAUAAGUAUUCUGAUUCAGCAUAUUCCCCUUCCUU
Messenger RNA from Electrophorus electricus (electric eel), 2490 nucleotides. The record is from RefSeq and is a predicted model, not a curated record. Lineage: Eukaryota; Metazoa; Chordata; Actinopteri; Gymnotiformes; Gymnotidae.